Molecule: messenger RNA, 2437 nt
Organism: Heterocephalus glaber (naked mole-rat)
Lineage: Eukaryota; Metazoa; Chordata; Mammalia; Rodentia; Bathyergidae
Source: RefSeq, a predicted model, not a curated record
AAGGGGCGUGGUCUGAGCGGAGUUGUGGGAGGAAGCGGGAGCCGUCCCAGUAGCGCUCAGGCGUUACUGGUCGCACCGGGUCACGUGAGCGCGCAGGCGUAGCGCCGCGCAGCCCGCUCCCUCACACAAAGCCCAGACGCGGAGAAAAUGGCGGCAGGGGUCGAAGCGGCGGCUGAGGUGGCGGCGACGGAACCCAAAAUGGAGGAGGAGAGCGGCGCGCCUGGCGUGCCGAGCGGCAACGGGGCUCCGGGCCCAAAGAGUGAAGGCGAACGACCUACUCAGAAUGAGAAGAGGAAGGAGAAAAAUAUAAAAAGAGGAGGCAAUCGCUUUGAGCCAUAUGCCAAUCCAACUAAAAGAUACCGCGCCUUCAUUACGAACAUACCUUUCGAUGUGAAGUGGCAGUCACUUAAAGACCUGGUUAAGGAAAAAGUUGGUGAGGUAACAUACGUGGAGCUCUUAAUGGACGCUGAAGGAAAGUCAAGGGGAUGUGCUGUGGUUGAAUUCAAGAUGGAAGAAAGCAUGAAAAAAGCUGCUGAAGUUCUAAACAAGCAUAGUCUGAGUGGAAGACCACUGAAAGUCAAAGAAGUAAGCACUCUCUUUCCUUCUCUCAAUCAGCUGGAUUAUAAAGUUGGCUGGAAGAAACUGAAGGAAGUAUUUAGUAUGGCUGGUGUGGUGGUCCGAGCAGACAUUCUGGAGGAUAAAGAUGGGAAAAGUCGUGGAAUAGGCACUGUGACUUUUGAACAGUCCAUUGAAGCUGUGCAAGCUAUAUCUAUGUUUAAUGGCCAGCUGCUGUUUGAUAGACCAAUGCACGUCAAAAUGGAUGAGAGGGCCUUACCAAAGGGAGAUUUUUUCCCUCCUGAACGUCCACAGCAACUUCCCCAUGGACUUGGUGGUAUUGGCAUGGGGUUGGGACCAGGAGGGCAGCCUAUUGAUGCCAAUCACCUGAACAAAGGCAUUGGAAUGGGAAACCUAGGGCCUGCAGGAAUGGGAAUGGAAGGCAUAGGAUUUGGAAUAAAUAAAAUAGGAGGCAUCGAGGGCCCCUUUGGUGGUGGCAUGGAAAACAUGGGGCGGUUUGGAUCUGGGAUGAACAUGGGGCGGAUAAAUGAAAUCCUAAGUAAUGCACUGAAGAGAGGAGAGAUCAUUGCAAAGCAGGGAGGAGGUGGAGGUGGAGGCAGCGUCCCUGGGAUUGAGAGGAUGGGCCCUGGCAUUGACCGCAUUGGGGGUGCCGGCAUGGAACGCAUGGGCGCAGGCCUGGGCCACGGCAUGGAUCGCGUGGGCUCUGAGAUCGAGCGCAUGGGCCUGGUCAUGGACCGCAUGGGCUCUGUUGAGCGCAUGGGCUCUGGGAUCGAGCGCAUGGGCCCACUGGGCCUCGACCACAUGGCCUCCAGCAUUGAGCGAAUGGGCCAAACCAUGGAGCGCAUCGGCUCUGGUGUUGAGCGCAUGGGGGCCGGCAUGGGUUUCGGCCUGGAGCGCAUGGCCGCGCCCAUCGACCGUGUGGGCCAAACCAUUGAGCGCAUGGGCUCUGGUGUGGAGCGCAUGGGCCCUGCCAUCGAGCGCAUGGGCCUGGGCAUGGAGCGCAUGGUGCCCGCAGGCAUGGGGGCCGGCCUGGAGCGCAUGGGCCCCGUGAUGGAUCGCAUGGCCACCGGCCUGGAGCGCAUGGGCGCCAACAACCUGGAGCGCAUGGGCCUGGAGCGCAUGGGCGCCAACAGCCUGGAGCGCAUGGGCCUGGAGCGCAUGGGCGCCAACAGCCUGGAGCGCAUGGGCCCUGCCAUGGGCCCAGCCCUGGGCGCUGGCAUUGAGCGCAUGGGCCUGGCCAUGGGUGGCGCUGGUGGUGCCAGCUUUGAUCGCGCCAUCGAGAUGGAACGUGGAAACUUUGGAGGAAGCUUCGCAGGUUCCUUUGGUGGAGCUGGAGGCCAUGCUCCUGGGGUGGCCAGGAAGGCCUGCCAGAUAUUUGUGAGAAAUCUCCCAUUUGAUUUUACUUGGAAGAUGCUAAAGGACAAAUUCAACGAGUGUGGCCAUGUGCUGUAUGCUGACAUCAAGAUGGAGAACGGGAAGUCCAAGGGGUGCGGAGUGGUUAAGUUUGAGUCACCAGAGGUGGCGGAGAGGGCCUGCCGGAUGAUGAAUGGCAUGAAGCUGAGUGGCCGAGAGAUCGAUGUUCGGAUCGAUAGAAAUGCUUAAGCAGUUGCCUUUUUUAAACAUCAAUACCAGACCUCUGAAUUUGUAUUUUUUCUUGUUAACCAUUUUAGUUUGUUGGCUGGAUGUAUAAAGAUGUUUAAAAAAUUCAGUUGCUUUUUGGGGUAAUUUGAAUUACUUUUUUAACGACUGGGGUUCCAUUUGACUGUUUGCAUUGAGAUUGCAAUGUGCGCAAUUUUUUUUGUAGUUGUGGCAUCUUGUUGACAUCGAAUAUGACUUUGAUAAUAAAUACCAGUUCCUGAAA